Oryzias melastigma (Indian medaka) is the source of this 4025-nucleotide messenger RNA. It is a transcript of the gene lrch4, whose product is annotated as leucine-rich repeats and calponin homology (CH) domain containing 4. Lineage: Eukaryota; Metazoa; Chordata; Actinopteri; Beloniformes; Adrianichthyidae. The transcript has 17 exons. Gene Ontology annotation, molecular function: protein binding. Bases 258 to 2414 code for a protein of 718 amino acids. The record is from RefSeq and is a predicted model, not a curated record.
GGCACGUGGCGCGUUCUCCAGCUUGACGUGACUUCCUGGAAGAUUGACAGCUCGCGCUUGCUCGGACCCUCGAGCUCCCGUUGUGUGAGCGAAGACUCCCUUUCGCGUCGGGACCUGCUUCUCCGUGGAUUUAUUUCUACUUUCGGACGGAAGUUUCCUGGAGGAGACGCCCCGGUUGAAGAGCUCCCGUCCCCGGGUUAUGUGAGCGGAGCGGCGGACUCAGAAAGUCGGAAAGCAGCGGUAGACCCGUGUGUUUGAUGGCUGCUGGGGAUGGAGCCCAGCUGCCGGCCACCGUAGCGGCCAGUCGGAGCGUGGAGAAGGCUCUGGAGGAGGCUGCCGCCAGCGGCGCCCUCAACUUAUCCAACCGAAAACUCAAGGAGUUUCCCCGGACCGCCAGGGACUAUGACCUGUCCGACAUCACCCACGCAGAUCUGUCCAAGAACCGCCUGUGUGAGCUCCCAGAGGAACUGUGCCAGUUCAUCUCUCUGGAGACGCUGAGCCUGUACCACAAUGGAAUGCGCUCGCUGUCCUCCAACUUGGGAAACCUGCAGGCGCUCACCUACCUCAAUCUCAGUCGUAACCUCCUGUCCAGUCUACCGCCGUCAGUGUUCCAGCUCUCCCUUCUGCGAGUGCUCAUCCUCAGCAACAACAAGCUGACGUCGCUGCCGUCCAGUGUGUUCUCUCUGACUCACCUACGACAGCUGGAUGUAAGCUGUAACGAGCUGCAGAGUUUGCCAGCAGAGCUCUGUCAGCUGGAGUGCCUGAGGGACCUCAACCUGCGGAGGAACCAGCUCACCACUUUGCCUGAAGAAAUCUCCGAGCUCCCGCUAGUUCGGUUAGAUGUGUCCUGCAACCGAAUCGCGAAUGUGCCCUUGUGCUACCGCCACUUACGGCAUCUGCAAAUCAUCUUGCUGGACAACAACCCGCUGCAGAUGCCGCCCGCCCAGGUCUGCUCCAAGGGCAAGUACCACAUAUUCAAGUACCUGAACAUGGAGGCCUGCAAGAGGAGCCAAAGCGAGCUGGAGAAACACCUCAGGCCCACCGGGUUCAGCAGCUGCCUGUCGGACCACGAGCUGUUCACCAAUCUGGACUCUGGUUUCAACAGUGUGGACAGCGGCAGCAAACGGUGGUCUGGGAAUGAGUCAGCAGAUGAUUUUUCAGAGCGCUCUCUUCGUUUGGCUGAAGUCAGCCGGGAUCAGAGGAACCUGGAGGAGAAAGAGGAGGAGGAGGAGGAGGAAGGCCGCUCCCUGCCAGCCGUCAGCAGAGGAGAGAAGCGCGUCUGCUGUAAUGGAGACGCAGAGCAGGUGGACUUCAUCGACAGCAACGUCACAGAGGAAGAGGAGGAGGAGCUCCGGGUAGACGCCCCCACUCCACCUCUGGAGCAGAAAGAAGCAUCUUCCCCGUCUCAGAGUCAGGACUCGGCAACAAACAGAUCCAGCCUCCACAUGGAGGUGGACUCUAGUGCUUCAGCGUCCUCCUUGCCCUCCAGCCCCUCCCUGGAGGAGCGCCGAGGCCCCAGCACGCUCUUCAUCUGGCAGGAGCGAGAGCGGCUGCAGCAGCAGAAGCAGAAGGCCAGUUUGUUGAAGUCAUCAGUCAAAACAGGAAAUCUUCCAGCAUCUGUGCCUCAAACAGGAAGCAGCUCAUGUGGUAGCUCACCAGAGAACGGCAGCGCGCCCGCUGGCCUGCGGCACCGAUGUGUGAGCGCCGACCAGAUGAACACCACCCCCCCCACCGUGCUUCUGCAGCGCUCCAGCAGCAGAACAGACGUCCCGUCCUCUCCCAAGACUUCCUCUCCUCCUGGUCAGGCUCAGAAACCAAACAGCUUCCUGUUUCGCGGCUCCUCGCGCAGCAACGUCAAACCCGCUCAGGCCGUCUUCACUCUCGGGGAGUCGGGCAGGAGCGAGUCACGGACAACGCUGCGCUCGCCUAAAGAGGAGAGGUCGGACGUGAUCCAGCUGCGGAGGACUCUGGAGACCCGGCUGAAGAUGACGCUGCCGGAGGAUCUGGGCGAGGCUCUGUCUAACGGCACCGUCCUGUGCCAGCUGGUCAAUCACAUCCGACCGCGCUCCAUCCCCAUCAUCCACGUCCCGUCCCCUGCAGUGCCAAAGCUCAGCUCCCCAAAGUCUCGACUCAACGUGGAAAACUUCCUUGCUGCUUGCCGUAAGCUGGGCGUUCCUGAGACUGAAGUGUGUGCGUGCUCUGAUGUGCUUCUGUGUAAGCUGUCCGCUGUGCUGCGAUGCGUGACGGCUCUGCUGACCACGGGAACGGCCACGAAGGAGGACGCCGUCAGCUGCUCUCCGCCAGCGUCUUCCUCCCCGUCCUCUGUGUCCUCGCUGCUGUCGGCAGACUUCUUCUUCUUCUACUGUGCUGUCAUGACUCUGCUCUGCGCCUUCUACUACUGCCUGCUGCCCUAACGCUGAUGAGGACGAUGGACGCCAUCACUGAGGCUGCAGCUGCUCCGCCUCUUCAGUGAACUCUACAGACCACAUGACAGCGUCAGCUGUUCUCCGCCGCUCGUACUGAUAGAUGCCCUAAACCAGCUCGACCUUAAGCAGCCGGCCGUCCCUCUGGAACACGCGGGGGCUUUGUGAGGGUGGAGUUAGUCUGUGGCAGAGAAGAUCUUAUUGGUUGAGAUGCUAAAGCGUCCAGCGUUCAGACCCCCCCUCUGGUUGCUGAAACGCAUUUGGACCAAACCGUAGAAGCUGAAGUGAGCGCGCAGCUGCUCGUCAGUCAAACCAAACGUCUCUGUUGCCUCAAGAGGACUAACUCUGUUGUUGGUCUUAAUUUGGCCUUUUUUUGACUAAGAUACGAUGAGUUUGUGAUGUGGGGGUUGUCGGGCCGGCUCAGUUACGUUGUCCCGAUCAGAACCCAUGCAGUUCUGGUUCCCGUCAUGCAUGGAAACCUUUGGGCCUGAACGAAAGAACUCUCAGGUAACUUUAAAAACUCGACGCUGCAGGAAGAUUUGAACCCUCUGGGUUCCUGUAGUUGCUGCUGAGGAAAGUACUGCUGGUUUGUGCCUGCAGAGCAGUGGUGGCUCUCUGAAGUUCCCUCAGACUGAACUGUGAAUGUGACUUUUCUUUGGAGGCGGGUGGAUGUGAGGUGAUGGAGGUAGUUUGACAUGAGAGCUGCUGCUCCACAGACGGUACCGACCCUUCCAGAAGGUCAGACGGACCCCCCUUUUCUUCACUGGCCUGCUUGUAUAGAUGUAAACAAGUUAUUAAAUUAUUUCUUUUAUUAAUUUAUUUUGUUCUGGUUUGUGGUGCAACAACAGAGACGUGUUGUUUUCACACAAAUCCUCCUUUUGUCUGUGCAGUGGACUGUCAUACUUUAGUCCUUCAUGAUGGAUUCGGAUGGAAAAUAAAGUUUAUCUGAGGUGUAGAGGUCUAGUCUCCUCUGACGAACAGAUUACCUGUGAUGUAAAGUGAAGGAGGAUCACUCACAUCUGUGGCAUCAGGGUCUGUCUUUAAAGACGUCCAGAACUGCUGAUUCAGCAGGUCAAUCGCUUCCACUCCCAGCAUGCACUCUGGGGACUUUCUGUUUCUCACUUUCAAAAAUGGAAAUUCUGUUACGAUGUUUCUGUUACGUUUUCUUGAAGUAAAAUUAUUGGAUUUCGGUCGGAAUGACUGCAGCUCAGCUCAGAACUGGAGGCUUGAUUACCAGAUGAUCUGUUGCAUGAUGGGUAGAAGGAGAAGCUGAGGCUGAAAGUGCAAACAGUUGACUGUUUUCCGCUCGGCUUUGUCCCGACAGAUCGUUUGAGUCCCGUUUGCUCUUUGCUGUUACAGAAACAGGUCUGACGGGUUUUAGUCAGGAGAGAUUUUCUACAGUUUCCAUGAGAUGUAUAUUUUACUAAGUGAAAGUGGAUGAAGAAUGCGUUCACUGGUUUAGACCAGAGCAUGUUAGUGAAACAGAGAUGCUGUUGUAUUUUAUAUUUAUAAAAUGCCUUCCGUUCCUUUCUACAAAUCUUUAUGUCAAAUGUUUUCUUCCUGCUGUAAAGAGAUUAUUAAAAAUGCAACUUGUGAUACGUU